AUGAUCAUCCCACCAACCUCUUCCUCUUCGUCGUCGUCACAAAGUGAAGGUAAGAAUGGUAUAUAUCGAUUGAAGAGGGGCACAAAGCUAUCUGAGAUACCGCCCCUGCCUCCCAAUCCAGCUGUACCGGAUCUAUCAUCAUUGAACGGCCCAUUCCAACUUGCAGAAUACCUUUCUUUGAAAAUCAGGAAUGAUCCUCAUGACGUACGGGGACUGAUAGAUGUUCCGGUGGGAGAUAAGAGUAUGGGUGGGAAAGCACCUGAUAAAAAUGUUUGGAUAUAUGAACAUCUACGACGACUACCUAUCGACCUCACACCGUUGAUCACCGCUUUACUACCGAUAUGUACCCGCGAGACAUGUCCAGAGAUGAAAGCUCAUGAGUGGUUGUACCUCUGUUCGGCACAUGGUGGUGGAGCGGAGAGCUGUUCAGCCAUAGACUAUAUCUUACAUACUCUAGAUUCAACUACAGCUUUACUCAAUUCGUCCCAGAAUUUCCCAUCGAGAAUGCAAAUCCCUCCAUCAUCCGUCUCCCACUUUCCGUCCCUCUUCCGUCGACUAUCGCGUAUCUUCUCCCACGCAUAUUUCCACCAUCGCGAGGCCUUCCAGCUGAGCGAGAAUGAAACGAGUCUAUACUCGAGAUUUUUAGGCUUAUGCGAGAAAUUCAACUUGGUUGGUAAUUCUUUAUUACCCAUUCCGAGAGAUGCGGUGGUCUUGUCCAAAGCGAAUGAAGAGAAAGAUUCUUCUUCGAGUGAUGAAGAAGAUGAAGGGAGAGGUAGAAACUAUGGUUCUUACAAAGAAAAGGAAAAGAGGACACAAUCAUUGGAUAGAUCUUUACCACCCACUACUAUACAAUCACCUACAAAGUCAAUAUCAUCACCUUCCAAACCACCUGGACCUACUCGAAACGAGACUCUCAAACCUGAUCAGACGACCGAACAAGGCUAUGGUACGAUACGUGAUAACUCCGAAGUGCCCAAUAUACCAAGUAGUCCAUUGAAAUUCGGUACAGGAAAAGGUAAGAAUACUUUAGGGAGAGGUAAACAACCUAGAGCUACGAUGCAUUGGGUUGAUCAAGCUGGUGAAGCUAUACCCCCUUUACUCAGUUCCAACUCGACUUUAGAGAAUCCUUCUACAACUUCCACUUCACCGGGUAAGAAUACGAAUAAGAAUAGAGAUAGAUCGGAGAGUAUAGAUACGGUCAUUCAUCUUAAUGAAGAGCCGGAUUCAAAAUCAGAAGCAACGACAAGUCAGAACAACAGCCAAGAUCAGGCAGUCACUCUUCCGGAUGAAUUGAAAGAGGAGAAUUUGGAGAAUAUCAAAACUCCCCUAGAGAAGGAGAGUAAGCAGGAGGAAUCAAGCUUAGCAGAAGAGGAAAAGCUAGAAGCAGAAGAAGUAGUAAAAGAAGGAGAAGAAGAGAUAGUACCCAAAGAUGAGAUUGAGUUACUGGAGGAGAAAGGUGAAUUGAGUCCUGAGAACACUGUGGCUCCACUCGCUCCGUCCUCGUCCUCAUCGACGGAAACUCAAGCAGAGGAAAAGAAAGUUCACUCUGAUUUGUCCGGUGAUGUACAGGAAGUAGAGUCAGAGUUAGCUCAGAGCGAGAAGGGCAAGGAAGAUAACGAACCCCAAGAAGCGAAAACGGAGAUAGAAGGGGAGGUCAAAGGGGAAUCUCAAGGAGAAAAGAAAGAUGAUGAUGAUACAGAAAUACCCAAAUCUGUCCAGAACGCUACCGAAGGGAAUUCGACUGCCACAUCGGCAGGAACAGAAACGACAAAAGGUAAAAACAAAAAGAAAUUAUCACCCCUCUCCAAACCACUCACCUCUUCGUCCUCUUCCUCGGGUACGAACGUAUCUAUACCUAGUCCUAUCAAGGGAACGGGUAAAGGUAAAUUGGUUCCAGCGGAACUAUCAAGUCCAUCUCAAUCGAUUGUAGAUACUGAAGAUAAGGAGAAGAAGGAGAAAGAGAAGGUCGAGGAGAAAGAUAUCGAGAAGAAGGAAUGA
Molecule: messenger RNA, 1998 nt
Organism: Kwoniella botswanensis
Lineage: Eukaryota; Fungi; Basidiomycota; Tremellomycetes; Tremellales; Cryptococcaceae
Exons: 6
Coding region: 1-1998 (665 amino acids)
Cellular component (GO): cytoplasm
Source: RefSeq, a predicted model, not a curated record